AUGCAAGAUGCUGACGUGGGAGAAGAAGCAGCAGCUGAAAAGUCAGAGGAGACUGUUACAGAGGCCAAGGCCAUAGAGAAAGACUUGUCAAGAAGAGGCACGAAGAGAAAGGGAUCGGAUUUGGAGCCUCUGUUUAAUGAGCAGCUUCCGAAGCCAACAGUAAUGGGCCUGGACGAACCAAUCCCGUUUGGCGACAGUGGUAACCCUAUCAUGGCUCAGGUGGCGUUUAUAUCUGGUGUGGCGGGGCCGCGAGUGGCGGCUGCUGCUGCUCAGGCUGCUCUGGCGGCGCUUGUGUUUGAAGACCCGUCUGCCCUGGCUGAGUUGCACCAGGCUGCAGCUGAGGAAGAGGCGAGGGCAGUGGCUGCAGAGCAAGAGGCAAAGGCAGUGGCAUCAGAGAAAGAGGCAAAAGCAGUGGCAGCAGAGCAAGAGGCUAAGGCAGUGGCUGCAGGGCAAGAGGCAAGAGCAGCAGCAGCAGGGAAUGAGGCGAUGGCAGGGGCAGGGGCAGGGGCAGGGGCAGGGGCAGGGGCACCAGCAGCAGCAGGAGAAGGAGAAGGAGGAGGAGGGGAAUCAGCAGCGAAGGGAGAGAAAGAGGGGAUUGCAGUGAGAGAGAAAGACAUGGGAGGAGCAGAUUCAGAGGCGGUUGCGGAUGGAGCAGCAGGAGGCGAUGCAGUGGUAGCAAGAGCAGGGGAGAAAGAGGGAGGAGCGGAGACAGGGAAAGCAGCAUUGGCGGAAGGAGGCAGUGCUGCUGCUGGUGGCGUUGCUGGUGAUACUGCUGUCGCUGCUGCUUCCGAGGGUGGUGAUGAGGAUAAGAAGGCUGCUGGGCGUGAAGGGGAUGGCGUGAAAGGGGAUCCUGCUGAAAGGGGUGAUGUUAAAGGGGAUGCUGCUAAAGGGGAUGCUGUUAAAGGGGAAGAGGGUGUGAAAGGGGAUGCCGAAGCUACUGAGGAUAAGGGACAGGUACCGAUGGAGAGGGACGGAGAGGAGCACGAGGGACAGAACGAGGAGGGGGGUGGGGUAGUGAGCAAGAAAGAGGGUGAUGGUGGGAUCGCUGGCUUGGAUGUUGACGGUGCGCUGCGCAUUCGAGCUGCUGCUGCCACGGCCAUGGCUGCUGCAGCGGUAAAGGCGCGGCUAAUGGCAGAGGAGGAGGAGCGGGAGAUGCGGCGGGUGAUGGCAGAGCUGGUGGCGAAACAGUGUUUGAAGCUGGAGAAGAAGAUGCUUCAAUUCGAGAGGCUGGAGCAGCUGAUGGCACGGGAGAGAGCGAGCAUAGACAGGCAGAGGGCAGCGCUGUUCGAAGAGAGAAUGAGGCUUGUCAGGGAAAGAGUUGCUAUUCGUGCCGCUGCUGCUGCUGGUGGUGCUGGUGCUGGUGCUGGUGCUGGUGGUGCUGGUGCUGGUGGUGUCAUCGGUGGUAUUGCUACUGAUGGUGCAGGUUAG
This is a messenger RNA of Closterium sp. Yama58-4, 1428 nucleotides long. The record is from the annotation of a GenBank genome assembly. NCBI's taxonomy places the organism in Eukaryota, Viridiplantae, Streptophyta, Zygnematophyceae, Desmidiales, Closteriaceae.